Molecule: messenger RNA, 903 nt
Organism: Rhipicephalus microplus (southern cattle tick)
Lineage: Eukaryota; Metazoa; Arthropoda; Arachnida; Ixodida; Ixodidae
Product: dermonecrotic toxin SPH-like
Biological process (GO): lipid metabolic process
Molecular function (GO): phosphoric diester hydrolase activity
Source: RefSeq, a predicted model, not a curated record
AUGUACAGCUUUGUCCCAACAGUGGCAUCUGAAUCCAGUGAGCUCUGGCCUUUCUAUGUGACCGGUCACAUGGCGAACAGCCUUGAAAUCGUAGAUACUUUCGUGGGCCAGGGUGUGAACGCUAUAGAGGCGGACCUCACGUUUGCGUCCGACGGAACGGCGGAGAAGUUCUACCAUGGAGACAUCUGUGACUGCGCUCGCGACUGCGACAGAUCUGCAGAUGUUGGCACGUACCUCUCCUACCUCAGGGACGCCGUCAAUGAAGGUGGAAAGUUCGCUGGAAAGCUGCAGCUUCUCUACGUCGACAGCAAAACUGAGAGCCUUUCCAGUGACACGAAAUACCAGGCCGGCAUCAACCUCGCCAGCAGCUUGAUAAACCUUCUUUGGGACAAUGGCGCAAUUUCCUCGGAGUACAUGCUAAACGUUGUCGUAACCGUGUCCUCAAUUAACGAUAAAGACGUCUUUGCGGGAGCACUGGACACCUUCAAGCAGGCUGCAAGUUCACCGCUCUUCUUGGAGCACGUGGGUUUUGGCAUCAGUGGAUGCGAGGAUCUGAACGUCGUCGCCGACGAAUACGAAGAGCUGGGUAUUAGUCAACAUCGCUGGCAGGGCGAUGGGGCCACUAACUGCCUGAUCGAGAUUUACUGGGAAGCGUGCACCAAAGAUGCGACAUCACGACGAACUGCUGCGAACACGACUCACGACUAUGUGGACAAGGCAUACGUCUGGACUGUCGACACGCCAAUCGACAUGCGUCGAUUCUUAAGGUUGAAUAUAGAUAGCAUGCUGACCAAUGAUCCAUCAACUCUUCUGAGGGUCCUCCAAGAAGAUGAGUUUUCGAAGAUGUACCGGCCUGCGACUUCCCAGGAUAGCCCAUGGAAGCGCAUUGUUUGAAUUGGAGAU